This is a messenger RNA of Papaver somniferum (opium poppy), 1992 nucleotides long. RefSeq names its product carbon catabolite repressor protein 4 homolog 1-like. Gene Ontology annotation, biological process: nuclear-transcribed mRNA poly(A) tail shortening. Gene Ontology annotation, cellular component: nucleus; CCR4-NOT complex; cytoplasm. The transcript has 11 exons. The record is from RefSeq and is a predicted model, not a curated record. Gene Ontology annotation, molecular function: poly(A)-specific ribonuclease activity. NCBI's taxonomy places the organism in Eukaryota, Viridiplantae, Streptophyta, Magnoliopsida, Ranunculales, Papaveraceae. The coding region runs from base 88 to 1827 and encodes 579 amino acids.
CAACCAAAAACCCAAUAAACCUCCUAACUCUUCUUUUCUUCUUUUUCCUGAUUUGGAUUUGAAGUUUACUAGCAAUUUGCAACCAAGAUGCCAUUGGAACUAAAUCCUGAAACUCCAGUUGUUGGUUGCGAAAUCAUUCUUAUUGGUUCCUUUCAUUCUAAAGCAGGUUAUGUUAUUCCAGACGACUCAUUGAAUUUCAACUGGUAUAGGCUGCAAAACGAAGAGAGACUCAUUUGUUGGGAACACCCUAGUCAAAUAGCUACUUUCCAGUGCAGAGCUUGUGCAGUGUCAGGCAAACAUGUGAAGGAGACUUUCCACUGCACUCUGAAGUGUUACAAUGAUCAUUGGCUGAACCACCACAAAAGUCAUCCUAAAGUAGCAGCCUCGUUACAGACGAUUACAAAAGUUAAGGAUCAUGGGUAUGACUGUACUUGCUCAUCGUGUUCAGCUUUUGAUGUGUCCCCUGCUUUUGAUCUGGAUUUACUAGUUAAUAAGAAUGCAAAAGCAGUGCAUAGGUCAUGGGUUAAAGUGGGUAUUUCAAAAACCUAUACACCCACAAUAGAGGAUUUUGGAUAUAGAUUAAAACUGGAAGUCGUUCCAACAAUCUUUUGUGCAGGAAUCCCUUGGGUCCCAAUCGAAUUACAGACUAAUCAUGUAAUCAUUGCACCUCCGCCUCGCUAUAUGGUUCCAGUUAAACCUUUGGAUUGUUUUAGUAGCUUUAAUUUGGAAUCACAAACAUGUGCUGCUAGGCCUUUUAGUCUGCUCUCUUACAAUGUCCUUGCUGACGUGUAUACUAUGACUAAUAAAUUCUACUACUGCCCUGCCACGGCUCUUAAUUGGGAAUACCGUCGUCAAAGUUUGCUUCGUGAGAUUGUGAGAUACGAUGCAGAUAUCAUUUGUCUCCAGGAGGUUCAAAGUGAUCAUUUUGAAGACUUCUUUAAGCCCGAGCUUCAAAGGUUUGGCUACUCAUCUGUAUAUAAGCGAAAAACGAAGGGGUUGUUUACUUAUAAAAGAGAGUACACAUAUGAUGGGUGUGCCACGUGUUUUCGCUUUGAUAAAUUCAGACAAGUUGAGAAAUAUGAGCUCGAGUUUAAUACUAUUGCGCAAGAACUAGCCGAGUCACUUGAUGAAGAUCAGAGACAUAGCAUGAUGAAGGAUAAUGUUGCACUUGUAACAAUAUUGGAGACAAUCGGAACUGAACCACUUUGUGACACAUCAAUUCGUAGAAUUUGUGUGGCAAAUGUUCAUGUGUCUGCCAACCCACAAUUUAUGGAUGUAAAACUAUGGCAGAUUGGAACCCUUAUUGAAGGUCUGGAGCGAAUUGUAGCUCGUUCAUAUGUUCCGGUUCUCAUUUGUGGGGAUCUUAACUCUCUUCCAAGAAGUGCUGCUCAUAAUCUUCUAGUUAACGGUAAGGUGAAUCUUAUGCAUGAGGAUUUGGUGAAGACUCCUUAUGAAAUAUUUCAACAUCUCAAGCUUUCUCAUAAACUGCCACCUCUGGCAAGUGCAUAUUCAUCCUUCUCAAGGGCGACAAAUGGGGAUUCUAAACAAUGGAGUUUGAUGAAUCCAAAUACACAGGAGCCUCGAUUCACUAUUGCUAGACCCAAUUUCCGUUCUGCAAUAGAUUAUAUUUUUUACACAGAGGAUAUGUUGACAGUGAGAAGUCUACUAGAAUUGGUUCAUGUGAGGUCUGCAAUUAGGGAUACAGCUUUUCCAUCAGCAAUGUGGCCGUCGGAUCACAUUGCCCUCAUGGCUGAAUUCUCAUGGAAGACUCCACGCCAAAAUCAACUUGCGAAUAAUCGUGAUAUAACAAACAGUUCUGUACAAUAAAAAAACUAUACCUUUAAAUUCAAAUUUAGCAUUGGCAUCUGUGGUUACACAAGGUUGUUAGAGACAUACAGUUAAAAAACAGUCCAUUACAAACAGAAGAGGGAGAUACAAUUCCACAAUAAUGUUAAUGAAAUUGUAGAACAAGUAAAAUUAUUUUUUCUGUCC